GUGUACACAAUCUCAGUCCUAGCAGCAGCAGCAGCACAUCCCUCCGCUCUGCUCCUGCUACUUGUAACUCUGGGAUUGUUGUGGCUGGAAGAAUUCCUCCUUUUUUUUUUUUGGGAUCGUCCUUUUUUACGAAAGAAUUACAAAAACAAAAAAUAAUAAUUCCCCAAAAUAAUAAUUCUCAAAACUGCAGAAUCCGACCUCCUCCUCCCUACAAUCUCUCUUCUUCUUCUUCUAACACUUUGAGAGAGGGGGGAAACUGCCAGAAGAUCUUGGUCUCCUCCUCUGACCCUUUGGAAUUGAUCAACCUUUAACCGUGGGAUUAAAAGAAACUGAAUUAUUAAUUUUUUGGAGGAAAACAUAUUUUUUCAGGGUUUAUUAUCAUUUUUUUCAUCCGUCUUUUGUUUUUUGGAGCAAGUUCUUUCUGGAGAUUUUGGAAGUGUUUCUAUAAAAUUUGUUGUUGUUGUUGCUUUUUUUCUUUUUUUGGGGGAUUUUUCGUUUUUUUUCGCCUUUGUGAUUGUGAAGUGGUGGUGCGACCAUGGUUUGGAGGUUACAAGCUGACAGGAAACAGUUGCCUCUCCUGCUUCUAAGACUCCUUUGCCUUCUCCCUACAGGACUGCCUGUCCGCAGCGUGGAUUUUAGCCGAAGCACGGAUAACAUCACCGUCCGGCAAGGGGAUACAGCUGUACUCAGAUGUUUCAUAGACGACAAGAGCGCCAAAGUGGCAUGGCUGAACCGCUCAGCCAUUAUUUUCGCUGGACAGGACAAAUGGUCUCUUGACCCCCGGGUAGAGCUUGACAAGAGAAGCGUCCUCGAGUACAGUCUCCGCAUCCAGAAAGUGGACGUCUACGAUGAGGGACCUUAUAUCUGCUCGGUCCAGACACAACAUCACACCAAGACAUCCAACGUGUAUCUGAUCGUCCAAGUUCCACCAAAGAUCUCCAACAUCUCGGCAGACAUUACUGUGAACGAAGGCAGCAACGUGACUCUGGUGUGCAUCGCCAAUGGGCGCCCAGACCCCAUCAUCACCUGGAGGCAUCUGAACCCAACAGCCAGAUACUUUGAAGGAGAAGAGGAAUAUCUGGACAUCCAGGACAUCACUAGAGAACAGUCUGGAAAGUACGAGUGCAAGGCGGCCAAUGAAGUAGCUGCAGCCGAUGUAAAACAAGUCCGGGUCACUGUGAACUAUCCUCCUAUCAUCACUGAGUCCAAGAGCAUUGAGGCGAUCACAGGCAGGCAGGCGAAUCUCCGCUGCGAGGCCUCAGCUGAGCCCAAGCCGGACUUCGAGUGGUACAAGGAUGACACAAGGAUAAACAGCGCACAAGGCCUGGAGAUCAAGAGUAUGGGGAACCGAUCCACUCUGGUGGUCGCAAACGUCACUGAGGAACACUAUGGAAACUAUACCUGCGUCGCUACCAACAAGCUGGGUGUCACCAACACCAGCCUAUUCCUCUACAAACGGGUCAUAGCCACAAAACCCAUCCCUGCCGCAGAGAGAGACAGCAGCAACCGCUUCAAGCAGAAAGGACCUGGGACGGUGAUAGCAGACAAUGGAUCCAUCAGCCUGGCUGCUUCCAUCUGGCUAAUGGCUAUUUCUCUCUUCUUCUGCCUAAUUUGCAAAUGUUAAUAAAAUACAUAUAUUCAAGAAAACAAAAAAAAAAAGAAAAUACAGAAAAAAGUAAUAUGGGAGAGGAGGAGAGAGAGACGGGACUGUUUCCUUCACAAAUUGUGUUGCGAAGCAACAGAAACAAAAAUAUA
Molecule: messenger RNA, 1755 nt
Organism: Hyla sarda
Lineage: Eukaryota; Metazoa; Chordata; Amphibia; Anura; Hylidae
Gene: LSAMP
Product: limbic system associated membrane protein
Exons: 9
Coding region: 536-1624 (362 amino acids)
Biological process (GO): synapse organization; homophilic cell-cell adhesion
Cellular component (GO): neuronal cell body; plasma membrane; axon
Molecular function (GO): axon guidance receptor activity
Source: RefSeq, a predicted model, not a curated record